Messenger RNA from Macrosteles quadrilineatus (aster leafhopper), 773 nucleotides. RefSeq names its product 60S ribosomal protein L15-like. The record is from RefSeq and is a predicted model, not a curated record. The transcript has 5 exons. NCBI's taxonomy places the organism in Eukaryota, Metazoa, Arthropoda, Insecta, Hemiptera, Cicadellidae. Gene Ontology annotation, molecular function: RNA binding; structural constituent of ribosome. Gene Ontology annotation, biological process: cytoplasmic translation. Gene Ontology annotation, cellular component: cytosolic large ribosomal subunit; ribosome. The coding region runs from base 110 to 724 and encodes 204 amino acids.
CCUGCCUGCUGUUUUGUGAUUAGAAAGUAGAGGGGGGAAAGACUUCUUCUUUUCCUGCCUGCUAUAAAGUGCUAAGACGAAAAAACUAAAAAAUCGGCCAGGCAUCAAAAUGGGUGCCUACAAAUAUGUUCAGGAGUUAUAUCGCAAGAAGCAAAGCGAUGUGUUGAGGUUUCUGCUUCGAAUCAGAGUCUGGCAAUACCGCCAAAUGACUAAAAUGCAUCGAGCGCCCCGUUCCACCCGCCCUGAUAAGGCAAGGCGACUCGGAUAUAGAAAUAAGGAAGGUUUUUGCAUAUUCCGUAUCAGAGUACGCAGAGGAGGCCGCAAACGCCCAGUUCCUAAGGGAGCUACUUACGGCAAACCUAAGAGCCAUGGAGUCAACCAACUCAAACCGACCCGUAAUUUGCAGUCUGUUGCGGAGGAACGUGUUGGACGUCGUUGCGGGGGUCUGAGAGUAUUAAACUCUUACUGGGUCGCCCAGGAUUCUACAUACAAAUAUUUUGAAGUCAUCUGCGUUGAUCCAUCCCACAAGGCAAUCCGACGAGACGCAAAAGUCAAUUGGAUCGUCAACGCAGUUCACAAACAUCGUGAAAUGAGAGGCAAGACUUCAGCCGGUCGCAAGUCGCGAGGCCUGGGCAAAGGUCAUCGGUUCUCUCAGACCAACGGAGGUUCUCGCCGGGCCGCCUGGAAGAGAAGGAACACUCUGCAACUUCGCAGAAAGCGUUAAAUGUGAACUACUUUGUUAUUUCCAUAAUAAAAUACAAUCUGAUAUUGUU